UCCACCCGGAUGACGAUGCGAAUGGCUAGCUCGCUCACCCACGCUCGCCCUUUUAUCAGCUCCCCCACCGUCUAUUCUUCCCGGUUAGUCCCGCACCCGCCGGACCUCGUCAAGUGGAUCAGGAGAGAAGGAGGGUUCGUCCACCCGUCGCUGAGGAUAGCAAACUUAGAGGAAAAUGGGCUCGGGCUGGUUGUUUCUGAAGAUAUACCCAAGGGCUCUGGCCUAAUUUCCCUCCCAGAGAACCUCCCGCUUCAGUUUGGACCGGUGGAAUCUGAUACUACGAUUGCCAAACUGGCUCAACAAAUCCCUGGAUUUUGAGUUUUGAAUAUAAGUAAAGCAUUUGGCAGAGGAGCUAUGGGCUAUGAAAUUGGGUUUGAAACUCCUGCAAGAAAGAGCUAGAAAAGGGUCCUUUUGGUGGCCAUACAUCUCUAAUCUUCCAGAGACCUAUGGUGUGCCUAUAUUCUUUCCUGGAGAAGAUAUAAAGAACUUGCAGUAUGCCCCUCUUCUUUAUCAGGUAAACAAGAGAUGUCGGUUUCUUCUAGAAUUCGAGAGAAUUGUAAAACAAGAGCUUGGUCAUGUAAAGCAAGACAAUCACCCUUUUGAAGACCAACAUGUGGAUUCAUCAGCACUUGGAUGGGCUAUGUCAGCUGUUUCAUCUCGUGCCUUCCGUUUGUAUGGUGGAAAAUGUCUCGAUGGGACCCAUAAAGAUGUUCCGAUGAUGCUCCCAUUAAUUGACAUGUGUAACCACAGCUUCAGUCCAAAUGCUGAAAUUGUACAGGAACAUGAAGCAGGUGAUGGAAAAAUGCUUGUAAAGGUGAUUGCUGCAGAAAACAUAAAACAAGGUGAUGAGUUAGAACUUAACUAUGGCUGUCUGAAUAAUGAUCUUUUUCUUCUUGAUUAUGGAUUUGUGAUACCCUCAAAUCCCUAUGACUGCAUUGAGCUUAAGUAUGAUGCGGCUCUUCUUGAUGCUGCAAGCAUGGCUGCUGGAGUUCAUUCCCCAAACUUCUCUUCACCAACCCCUUGGCAGCGAGAGAUUUUGUCCGACCUAAAUCUUGAUGGCGAAAAUUCCGAUCUGAAGUUUAGGCUUGGGGGUCCUGAACUCGUUGAGGGACGUAUGUUGGCUGCAUUAAGAGCAUUGCUAUCAAACGACAUGGAGUCGGUUCAAAAUCACAGUAUGGAUACACUCAAGUCACUGUCAGCCGAAUCACCCCUUGGAACAUCAAUCGAAGUUGCGGCUCUUCGUACCAUUGUGGCCUUGUGUGUGAUUGCUCUCGAACACUUUCCUACUAAAAUCAUGGAGGAUGAGUCGUUAUUGAAACAAGACAUCUCCGCAACUACUGAUUUGGCUAUCCGGUUUAGGAUGCAGAAGAAGUUUGUGAUAAUAGAUGUAAUGCGGGAUCUUGCAAGGAGAAUGAAGUUGCUCCUCUCAAAAGAACCUGCAUCUGCUCAAAACUAGAAUUCUGGCACAUUUAGGCAUUUAGCCUUCCUGGGGGCAUAUUAUUGGAAGGCUUGCAGCGAAAUGGCAGAGGAUCGGUUCCUCCUACUGCAGUCGACCUCUUGUGCAUUACAGUGAUGAUGACUAGAAAUUUGGGACCCAUCGCGUUAGAUCUGAUCGAUUCACUUCUUUCCCUACUGUUUACCGUUUCAACUUGAUCCUUUAAUGUGUUCAUAUGUUUACUUUUGAGCGCCUCAUGGAAUAAUCAUGGCUGCUCUUAAAUUAAGUUUGCAUAAUGGUGAAGAUAAUACAUUUCUACUUCUUAAAAAAAACAAUUAAUACAUUGCUACUU
Messenger RNA from Cuscuta epithymum, 1787 nucleotides. The record is from the annotation of a GenBank genome assembly. NCBI's taxonomy places the organism in Eukaryota, Viridiplantae, Streptophyta, Magnoliopsida, Solanales, Convolvulaceae.